Molecule: messenger RNA, 4428 nt
Organism: Meriones unguiculatus (Mongolian gerbil)
Lineage: Eukaryota; Metazoa; Chordata; Mammalia; Rodentia; Muridae
Gene: Wdr35
Product: WD repeat domain 35
Exons: 28
Coding region: 157-3702 (1181 amino acids)
Biological process (GO): intraciliary retrograde transport; non-motile cilium assembly; protein localization to cilium
Cellular component (GO): intraciliary transport particle A; non-motile cilium
Molecular function (GO): protein binding
Source: RefSeq, a predicted model, not a curated record
GGAAGUUCUCUCGGCGCCCCGGAUGCGCCUGGGCGGCGGUGGUUGCCAGGCGACGGGAGCUUCUCUGAUCCAAAGGUGCUCGCGAAUGGAGGUGUAGAACCCGUUUAUAUAUUGCGGCCCUUGAGCGCUGCGGGUCGUCUUCUUUGAGUUCCCACGAUGUUCUUCUACCUGAGCAAGAAAAUUGCUGUUCCCAAUAAUGUGAAGCUGAAAUGUAUAUCCUGGAACAAGGACCAAGGGUUCAUAGCAUGUGGUGGUGAAGAUGGAUUACUGAAAGUUUUGAGAUUAGAGACACAGACAGAUGACUCAAAAUUGAGGGGUCUAGCAGCCCCUAGUAACCUUUCCAUGAACCAGAAUCUUGAAGGUCAUAGUGGUGCUGUUCAAGUUGUAACAUGGAAUGAACAGUAUCAGAAGUUGACAACCAGUGAUCAAAAUGGGCUUAUUAUUGUUUGGAUGUUGUAUAAAGGCUCUUGGUAUGAGGAGAUGAUCAACAAUCGCAACAAGUCCGUGGUUCGAAGCAUGAGCUGGAAUGCUGACGGACAGAAGAUCUGCAUAGUGUAUGAGGAUGGAGCUGUGAUCGUGGGCUCGGUGGACGGGAAUCGGAUUUGGGGAAAAGACCUGAAGGGAAUACAGCUGUGCCAUGUAACCUGGUCUGCAGAUAGUAAAAUCUUACUUUUUGGAAUGGCAAAUGGAGAAAUACAUAUUUAUGAUAAUCAAGGAAAUUUUAUAAUGAAAAUGAAACUGAAUUGCUUGGUGAAUGUCACUGGAGCGAUCAGUAUCGCUGGGAUUCACUGGUACCAUGGUACAGAAGGUUACGUGGAGCCCGAUUGCCCAUGCCUGGCAAUUUGCUUUGACAAUGGACGAUGCCAAAUAAUGAGACACGAGAAUGACCAAAACCCGAUUUUGAUCGAUACGGGCAUGUAUGUGGUUGGUAUCCAAUGGAACCACAUUGGCAGUGUGCUAGCUGUGGCAGGCUCCCAGAAAGUAGUCACUCAGGACAAGGAUGUCAACAUUGUGCAGUUUUACACACCAUUUGGUGAGCAUCUAGGUACUUUGAAAGUUCCAGGAAAGCAGAUGUGCUCACUGUCUUGGGAAGGAGGUGGACUGAAGAUUGCUUUAGCUGUUGACUCCUUUAUAUAUUUUGCAAAUAUUCGACCUGAUUAUAAGUGGGGCUAUUGUUCCAACACUGUGGUUUAUGCAUAUACCAGGCCUGAUCGUCCUGAGUACUGUGUUGUCUUCUGGGACACAAAAAACAAUGAGAAAUUCGUCAAAUAUGUGAAGAGUCUCAUUUCCAUCACCACCUGUGGUGAUUUCUGCAUUUUGGCUACAAAAGCUGAUGAAAAUCACCCUCAGGAGGAGAACGAGAUGGAGACAUUUGGUGCAACGUUUGUGCUAGUUCUUUGCAAUUCUAUUGGCACACCCUUGGACCCCAAAUACAUUGACCUUGUACCGUUAUUUGUUGCAAUGACCAAAACCCAUGUGAUAGCAGCUUCAAAAGAAGCAUUUUAUACCUGGCAAUAUCGUGUGGCAAAGAAGCUCACAGCUCUGGAGAUCAAUCAGAUCACACGGUCUCGAAAAGAAGGGAGAGAAAGAAUUUAUCAUGUUGAUGAUGUUCCUUCCGGCUCUGUGGAUGGGGUGUUCGAUUAUAGUAAAGCCAUUCAAGGUACAAGGGAUCCAAUUUGUGCCAUUACUGCAUCUGAUAAAACAUUGAUUGUGGGCCGUGAAUCUGGCAUCAUCCAGAGGUACAGCUUUCCUAAUGUUGCUUUGAUUCAAAAGUAUUCGCUGGAUUGCCGAGCCUGCCAGUUAUCUCUGAACUGCAAUUCUAGUCGUCUUGCUAUCAUUGACAUCGCGGGAGUCUUGACUUUCUUUGACUUGGAUACUCGGGUGACAGACAGUACAGGGCAGCAAGUAGUCGGCGAGUUGUUAAAAUUGGAGCGCAAAGAUGUCUGGGAUAUGAAGUGGGCCAAAGAUAAUCCCGAUUUGUUUGCAAUGAUGGAGAAGACAAGAAUGUAUGUUUUCAGAAACUUGGAUCCUGAGGAGCCCAUUCAGACCUCUGGAUAUAUUUGCAACUUUGAAGAUUUAGAAAUUAAAUCUGUUCUUUUGGAUGAGAUACUGAAGAACCCAGAGCACCCUAGCAAGGAUUAUAUAAUGAACUUUGAGAUCCGGUCCCUGCGAGAUAGUCGAGCAUUGAUUGAGAAGGUUGGAAUUGAAGAUGCAUCGCAAUUCAUUGAGGACAAUCCACACCCCCGACUUUGGCGUCUGCUGGCCGAAGCUGCCCUCCAGAAGCUGGACUUGUACACUGCACAGCAAGCGUUUGUGCGCUGCAAGGACUACCAAGGCAUCAAAUUUGUGAAGCGCCUGGGCAAUCUGCAGAGCGAGUCCAUGAAGCAGGCGGAAGUUAUUGCCUACUUCGGCAGGUUUGAAGAGGCUGAAAGAAUGUAUCUAGAUAUGGACAGAAGAGACCUCGCUAUUGGGCUGAGGCUGAAAUUGGGGGAUUGGUUCAGAGUACUUCAACUCCUAAAAACUGGAUCUGGUGAUGCAGACGACAGUCUCCUUGAACAAGCCCACAAUGCCAUUGGAGACUACUUUGCUGAUCGACAGAAGUGGCUGAAUGCAGUACAAUAUUAUGUAAAAGGCAGGAACCAAGAGCGCCUAGCUGAAUGCUAUUAUAUGCUAGAAGAUUAUGAGGGCUUAGAGAAUCUUGCCAACUCACUUCCAGAAAACCACAAGUUGCUUCCAGAAAUAGCCCGGAUGUUUGUGAGAGUUGGUAUGUGUGAACAAGCUGUGAGUGCAUUCUUGAAGUGCAACCAACCAAAGUCAGCAGUGGACACCUGCGUGCACCUCAACCAAUGGAACAAAGCUGUCGAACUGGCUAAAAGUCAUAGCAUGAAGGAAAUUGGAUCUCUCUUAGCUAGGUACGCGUCACAUUUACUAGAGAAGAACAAGACUCUUGAUGCCAUUGAACUCUAUAGGAAAGCCAGCUACUUUUUUGAUGCAGCUAAAUUGAUGUAUAAGAUUGCAGACGAGGAGGCGAAGAAGAGAACGAAGCCGCUGCGCGUGAAGAAGCUCUACGUCCUGUCCGCCUUGCUCAUUGAGCAGUAUCACGAGCAGAUGAAGAAUGCACAGCGGGGGAAAGUAAAAGGGAAGAGUUCAGAGGCCACGUCCGCUCUGGCUGGCUUGCUGGAAGAGGAAGUUCUCUCUACAUCUAGUCGGUUCACUGAUAAUGCGUGGAGAGGAGCAGAGGCCUACCAUUUCUUCAUACUUGCCCAGCGGCAGCUCUAUGAGGGAUAUGUUGACACUGCGUUGAAGACAGCUCUUCAUCUGAGAGACUAUGAAGACAUCAUUCCCUCGGUUGAGAUCUACUCUUUGUUGGCCCUCUGUGCUUGUGCAAGUAGAGCUUUUGGUACCUGUUCAAAAGCUUUCAUUAAACUGGAAUCUUUGGAGACACUCACUAUAGAACAGAAGCAGCAGUAUGAAGACCUGGCUCUGGAAAUCUUCACCAAACACACACCAAAGGACAACAGGAAGUCUGAGUUGAACAGCCUUCUUGAAGGUGGAGAAGGAAAGCUGCCAACAUGCAUUGCCACUGGAAGCCCAAUCAUUGAGUAUCAAUUCUGGGUGUGCAAAGUCUGCAAACACUAUGUUCUGGCUCAGGAGAUCAGUAAUUACAACUUCUGUCCUUUAUGCCACAGUUCGGUAGAAUAAAAAAAGGAAAGAACUGUCUUAAUUGUAAAUUAUAUGAAGCACAUGUACUUAUCUGCACCUGUCUAUGUAAUAAUGCUUGAUUUCCUUAGGUUUCAUAUGAAAAUCAACUAUAAUCUUGUAGUUGUAUUUUUUGUAUAAAAUAUAUAGUAAAAGAUAAAGAGAGGGUUGGAAUGUAGCUCAGUGGUAGAGUGCUUUCCAAGCAUGCACAAGGUUCUGGGUCCAUUGUCAGUACUAAAAAAAAAAAAAAAGACUCGUACAUCACAGUGAAACUAUGAGAUAAUCUGACUAAUUGUCACAUAAGACUUACAGAUGUGAAAUUUAUUUUUUUUGUAGUUCCUGUCUGUCCAUUUCUCAUUUAUAUAGCUUAUAGUUUGUGUCAAGUUACCACAGAAAUAUUUCCAACCAGAAAUAUUUUUCUCAUCUUGUCAGUGUUACUAGUUCAUUAGAGACCCUUGAGAGGUGGGUAGGGAUGGAGAAGGCAAGGGAGGGGACGGACUUGAAGCAGAGAGUUGGUAUAACCUGUAUUGCACUGAGGUUAAGGCAACUGUUGUAUGAAGUGAGCUCUAUUUUUAUUUAAGGCUGAAACGCUUCUAUAUUUUAUUUUCAUAAAUGAGGAGAUGGCAUUUUAAGAUAUUUUAUUAUAUUAUGCAAGGUUUUAAAAAAUAUCCUCAUUCAAAAGGACAUAUUUGUUACCCAUUUUUCUUAUAAUAAACAUGAGUUAACUGA